AUGAAUAGACACAUUUUUAGUAUUAUAUCAAUUUUGUGUAUACUAGUAACGCCUCCAAUAGGAUGUCAGGAUACAAAAUUGUCUGAGUUUGAUCAAUUCACUGACAAUGAUAUCGAAUCUCGCCUGUCACUCAGCGAGUUGGAUUCGGCUGCUGAAUCUAGUGAAAGUUUUGCAUAUCAAACCGAAGUAACUAGACUGUUAGAUAUUAUUGUCAAUUCCAUAUACACUAACAAGGAGAUAUUUAUUAGGGAAUUAAUUUCUAAUGCAUCCGAUGCCUUAGAGAAGGCGAGGUUAAAUGAGAUAGAAUCAAAUGAACCGUCUCACAACCUAAACAUACGAGUGUCUUUUGACGAUACAACACUGUCCAUUUUUGACAGUGGAAUUGGUAUGUCAAAGGAUGAUAUGAUGACUAAUUUGGGUACCAUUGCAAAGUCAGGUACUAAGAAUUUUUUGAAUGCCAUGAAAGAAAAUGCUAAUGCUAAUUUGAUUGGUCAGUUUGGCGUUGGAUUUUAUUCGGCAUUUUUGGUCGCCGAUAGGGUCGUGGUUCAGUCCAAAAGACAUGGUCACGAUCAGUAUAUUUGGGAAUCAUCCACUUCUGACCACUCUUACAAAAUUUACAAGGAUCCUAAAGGUAACACAAUCCCUCGUGGCACUCGUGUCACACUAUUUCUCAAAGAAGAUUCCAAGGAGUACCUAAAUUUCGAUAAGCUCAAAACAUUGAUUAAUAAAUACAAUAGCUUUAUCCCACACCAAAUAUUCUUGUAUGGUAAACCAAGUUCUCAGCCCAACCUCUCAAUUGACGGCUUGAAUCUAAACCCAGAACAAGUAAGCAUUAUAAACUCCGAUGGUUCUGCCAAUGAAUCUAAAUUGUCCAGUGAAGAUGAAACUAAUAAGUGGCACCACUUGAAUGAUAAACAGCCGCUUUGGUUAAGGCCACCAAAGGAAGUGACUGAUGAUGAGUAUAAAAAUUUCUAUAAGGCAAUCUCUGGGGACUCCCAGGAUCCACUGACCACAAUUCAUUUUAGAGGGGAAGGAGAUGUUGAAUUUAAGGCACUAUUAUUUAUUCCAGGUAGACCGCCUAGCGAAUUCCUCGACUACUCAAAGCAAUCACACAAUGUCAAACUUUAUAUUAAACGAGUUCUGGUAUCUGUCGACCUACCAAAUUUCAUCCCACGAUAUUUGUUCAACCUCUAUGGUAUUGUAGACUGCGAGGAUAUGUCUUUGAAUAUUUCCAGGGAGACAAUUCAGCACAAUAAGACACUGAGUGUGGUAUCCAAGAAGAUAGUUAGGAAGGUGUUAGAUAAGAUUAGCCAGCUGAAAUCUGAAGAUGAAUCUAAUACUGAUAGCAACGAAACCACAACAUUUAGCAAGUUUUGGCAAUCUUUCCAAGGAUCUCUAAAGGUUGGAUGUUACGAAGACCACUCCAAUCGUGCUAAGAUACUAGACCUAUUGUUAUUCCACAGUUUGAGGCACCGUGAUGGCAAACUGACUUUGGAUAAAUAUAUUAAAGAAGUAGUUGGGGAUAAUAAGAUCAUUUACUACGCGUCUGGUGAGACUUACAGUCAAGUUGAGAAGAUUCCACAAUUACAAAUUUUCAAGAAAAAAGACAUAGAUGUUCUAUUCCUAUUUGACUCAUUGGAUGAAUCAUGCCUUUCACGUUCAGCUUCAUAUAAGGAAUUCCAAUUUAAGUCGAUUCAGAAAGGGAAACUUGACCUUGGCGAUGCAGAUAAGGAGAGACAUGAUAUUUACAAAAAGGUAUUUAAGUCAUUCCAAUCGGACCUAAAAGAUGUCCUUGAAGAUGUAUCUAGGGUUGAGUAUAAUGACAAGCUUUUAGAUUCACCCUGUGCUGUACAAGCUACUGAGUGGGGAAUGAGCGCGCAAAUGGAAAGGGCAAUGAAAUCUUACACAAUAAACAAGUUUGAUAAAGGCGUGGUGCAACGGAAUAAGGUGUUCCAAGUUAACCCUGAACACCCACUAAUUGUCAGAUUAUUAGAGAUACAUACUGUCUCUGGGAAAUCACCAGAGUUUACUGAUGCCGCCAAGUUGAUCUAUGAUACUGCUAAGUUGGCCAGUGGUUUCAUGCUGGAAGAUUCACAGACAAUUUCCAAUGCCGCUUACCAAUUUUUGAGUGAAAAAAUCAAAGUCCAAUCAGAUACCUUGGAUAGCCUUAUUAGCAAGAAUAGCAAGCUGAGUGAGGCAGUGGAAACAAACGAUGGAAACGCCAGUGCUGACAGCGAUAUGAGUAUGAAUUUGGACGAUAUUAAGGACGAUGAACUAUAA
This is a messenger RNA of Babesia microti strain RI, 2280 nucleotides long. Its product is annotated as F-type H+-transporting ATPase oligomycin sensitivity conferral. Bases 1 to 2280 code for a protein of 759 amino acids. NCBI's taxonomy places the organism in Eukaryota, Apicomplexa, Aconoidasida, Piroplasmida, Babesiidae. Gene Ontology annotation, biological process: protein stabilization; protein folding; cellular response to heat. The transcript is spliced from 2 exons. The record is from RefSeq and is a predicted model, not a curated record. Gene Ontology annotation, cellular component: cytosol; perinuclear region of cytoplasm; protein-containing complex. Gene Ontology annotation, molecular function: ATP binding; ATP hydrolysis activity; ATP-dependent protein folding chaperone.